CACACCGCGAGAAAAGCCAAAAAUCAAGCUCGACUUCAACGCAGCAGGAGGACAGCUGGUGUUGUGACUCCUUCUCUCCACUGGUCCCCCUGCCAGUCGCCGUGGUGACCACCGACAGCGCCAGCACUCGUCCCGUUGAGUUGCCCUCAAGCCGGAUUCACAUGACGUCAGACCAGAAUCCACUGAAUCCAGCUGAUCUACAGGUGCCGUUAACGCACGGAGCGCUGGGUCCAGGAUACUACGUCUUCUACCAGGCCGGAGAAGAUGGGGUGCUGCUUUAGUAAAGAGCUCAACCCCGGCUUGCAGAGCGAGAGGAGCAGUCUGUUACAGCCCCCGCUCCACGAUGGGCUGAAUGACGUGACAGACCAGGUCAGGCAACACGCUGUGGCUGUAGCUCAGCAUGUGUGCUUGGACGAAGAGGAAAAACGUGUGGCAGACGGACUGGCCCAGAGAAAACUUGCAGAAGAUGAGGAAAGACCACCAGAACUGGGCAACAAAGUUUGGACCGAGGUGGCCGUGACCAGCGGGGACAGCACCACACGGAGUGAGAGAGAUCAUAAAGCAGCCAGCACUCACGAAGAGAAGGGGGCUAUAAUUAUCACAACCAGCACAAAUAUACAUACAAACACGGAGACUGAGGAAGGCAUGACCCAUACUGGCAUGCCCAGCUGUGGCCCGGCCCCGUAUAUGGAGGUGCCCACACGGAGUCCAGCCAAACAGAAGAUUGUGGAGAAUGCCACACUCAGGGCUUUAUGGUUCAAUAAGCUCCCAGACGGGCACACGCCGAAAAAAUGUUGGUCAUCUCCCGCCAGAUUACCCUCUGCUAACUGCCAGGGCAACGUCACAAGGAGCGAGGUGUCUGAUAACCUGCGGCCACUGCCCCUGGACAGCGAGUGUCUGGAGACACAGUGGGAUUGCCCCGAAGCUGAGCACAACGAGGAAGAAGGUGAGGAAGUCUGUGUCGUCACAACAACGCUGGGUCAAGGUUUUGAAACAAGGACCCGCGGCUUUUACAGCAUAUGUUCUAUCGAUGCCGGAGACCUUGAAUAUGACCUCGUCCACAGCCAAUUCCAGACAGCUGAAGCAACACACUUGCUGCACACAGCUGAAGCAGAAACAGCUGCUCUGCCCAGCGUAGUGGAGUCUCUGGCCUCCAGCCAAUCACACACACAGGCAUCCACAGUUUGUGACCAGGAAUAUGUCACAGAAUCUGAAACAACCAGCCAGUUGCAUGAUGAGGAACCAGCUUUGAGUCAUCAGUCUUCCACCAUCCUGUCACAGACACACCCAGAGAGUUCACUCUCAGCAGAGGAGACCUCCUUACCUCAUCCUGUAGUAAAGCAGGCUGACCCUUCGUCUGACCCGCUAGCCCUGUCCAGCGUUCAAAUAAACAGCAAGGAUAUGCAGGCAUCAACACCAAACGGGACUCGGUUUAAAGAUCUGGACUGCCAGACCUCUGCUAAGGACACACAUGAAUCCAUGGAUUACAUGUUGAUGACGUCACAUGCAAAUAAAAGCACAUGUGUUGAGGAGGAAAAUAAAAGUGAGACUUCCAGCUCCAGUUCUUCAAAGCUGAAACCGCUGCAAGGGGAUGAGGUCGUCUUUCCCCUGUCUGGAGGACAGUUUGAGAUGGAUAAAUCCUCGCAACAGACGGAAGCUAUUCCUGUUAGUAUCUGCAGAGGCCACAGUGAGGAAGGUGAUGUCGGUUACACCAGCACAGCAGAUAAGACUCCCACUGAGCUGUCCUCAGUUUCCUCCAUCUUAGCUGUGUUGUCACCUCCCAUUGAACUGUCGGCCUUCUCCUGCCACACAGACAUUACUCCUCUCUCGGACUUUAAAACCACAUUUCACCACUGUGACUUCAUAUUAUCUGACAAAUUAGAUGUAAAUUCAAACAAUGCAACAUUUAAAUUGAGCAGCAGUAAGCCUCCUAGUCAAGAUGUUGUAGGACCACCUGAGUUGGACCUUGGAGAUGACUGUGACAAACAGCGUGACAGUUUUGAUGUGAAAACUCAAGGUGCCGUGACGCCGGAAGAGCCUCUUCAGGAUGCCUUUAUGAGUGGAGAUAACAGACUGGCAGUCAAAGAACCAGAAGUCUGUCAGAACAGCAAACCUUUUGAAAGAGGGGAUGUUACAGAUUUGUUACCUGAAUCGGCUCAAAUCACCGAUCACCUAGAUACAAGGACGGCUGUAAAUGCAAGCAUCACUCUUCAUGGCCUGGAAGAUCAAAGUCUCGGUCCUCUCACACAGCCUCCUACUGCUGAAAGUGAGCUUUCUCUUACUGCUUCCUUCACUCCACCUCCGUCUUCCUCAUCUCCGUGCACGCCUCCUGUGGAAGGCAAGCAUCGUUGUUGUCCAGAAACUGAAGCUAAAUCUGCUGAGAGUGAAUGCAGACAAAUCCAACUGGAGGCCAAUCCACCAGAGAAAGUAUUUAUUCAUGCAUGUGAGGAAGGAAAAAACCCAACAGCUGCACAGGGGACUCAGAUUGAUUCCCCAGUCAAGCAUGAAUCUGCAGAUACAAUAGAACCGCCUCAAACAGCAUCUCAACCCCCGGUGGUAUUAAGCUCCAGUGAUUCCUCUGACUCUAUGAACCCUAACGAUGACAUCGGCCUGCCAAAUUACACUGCUAAAUGUUUACCUCAAGCUGGACAUUCAUCAAAUGAAAAUCAAUUAGUGGAGAUCAAUGGGAUACAGAUUCACAUCUUACAGGGGGAGAUGUCUGCGCUUGACAGUGAUAUUCUUCCAGAAACUAUUUCUGCUACGGGCACGCCACCCCAAGGCGUCGAGAUCGGUACCGGCAUUUGUGAUGACUCUUUUGUGAUUCCUCAUAACUUCAGCUGUCUGGAUGACAAAGCCUCGGUUUUGGACUGCCAUGAGGACAUGAUCCCUGUGGACCCAGCACAGGUUGAUGUUUACGCCUCAACUCCGUCAUACGAGAUUCACUUCCUAGGACAUGAACCUCCUGCUACUGCCGAGGAGGGGGAGAGGGAAGGAGGGAUGAGGGAGAUGGUGUCUGAGCUGCUGGGUGAGGAUGCAGACUCCUCUGUCUGCCUCCUCUAUCCCCACCCCUGGAUCAAACUGGGUCUGGAGGAUAGCUGUGGGGGGUGGGCUCAGGGCGGGUUUGUUGCUGAGCCCAGCCAGGGAGAGAGCCACCCGGGUGCUGACGUAGAGCAGAUCCCGGCCCUGGUCUCGGAGCUCCAGCCUUCUAUGGCUCUGCUGGGAGCUUACCCCUACAGCACAGUGAUGCCUCAGGGACGCUGUGUGUGGGACUGGCACUCAGAUUGCACUCACUCUGAACCUGUUGCUGCUCCAAGCCUUAACCCUAACGCUGAGGUAUGGACUAAUCACAACUUCAACUUGGACGUCCCUGGCCCCGCCUACCUGCCGGCUCAUGAGCCAUGGCUGCAAUUCCCCAGCGAUCCGACCAAUCAGGAAGGAUAUGGGUCAGACUUCCAGCAGGAGAACAUGGGCCCGGCUGAGGCUGUUGUUGAAGCAGAUCCCAACACACCAGAGUACCAGGCGCCGUCUGCCGAAGCUUCAAUAGUUAAUGGAGAGCCCGUUGACCCACCUAUCACAGAUGAGACUAGAGAAGAGCUGAGGACAGUUUUGGAGUCCUGCCUGACCAGGGAGCACCUUGGCAACGACCUGUACCUUAACUCUCAGAUGGACAGCGACCAGUAUGUUCCCAUAGCAACUCUGGCCAGCCUCGACAAGAUCAAGAGGAUCAGCAUGGACCUGGACCUCAUCUCCGACAUUUUGAAAUCGCUGCCGCUGGUCCAGGUGGCUCCUUGUGGACAGAAGGUCCGGCCCAGUCAGAGUCGAUGUGUCGUCAUCCUGCGUGAGAUCCCCGACACCACACCCAAGGAGGAGGUGGAGGCUCUCUUUGACGGGGAAAACAUUCCAGAGUUCCUGAGCUGUGAGUUUGUGAGCAACGAUAACUGGUUCAUCACUUUCAAAUCGGAAACCGACGCACAACAGGCCUACAAGUACCUCCGAGAAGAGGUUCGAGAGUUUAAGGGAAAGCCGAUCAUGGUGAGGAUAAAAGCCAAAACCAUGGCAGUCACUUCCUUUGCUCCAAAAAAUGGCUACCGACCCCCUCAGCUGGACCAGUGCGGCAAUCCUUACGGCUCCUAUUUCCCCCCCGGCAACUACCAGCAGCCCUGCCCCACCCAGCAGCUGUAUGAUUUCACCAAUGACGUGUGGGCAGCGGGGGGAUACCAAGAAUGUGCUGAUCAUCAAACCAUGAUGAAUGACUUCAUGAGUGGAUUCUCCAACUUCAAACCUCAUAACGCACACAGGUCCAGGAGAGGCUCAAGGUGGUCGAAUUCUGACCGUUGGCAGUCCAAUCUGAAUGAUUCCUCACAGUCAUCAGAGCAAGCGCCAGUGGAGGGCUCCUCUUCUCUGUCGAGGCCGGGGCGAGGCCGGUCGCGGGGCAACCUGCGCCGUCCGAGCAGAGGUGGACGGGUCGAGUCCACUUCUGAUCGGGGAAGGAGAGGAAACUUCAGCCAGAGGAGGAGAGAGAACCCGAGGUCCUGGGACAAAUCUGCAGGAAACACUCAUACAGCACAAAGUCAAACGCCUCCUCGUCAACCGUCUCCUCCUCCUGAGCUCGGCCUGACGAGCUUCCCUCCUCUUCCUCCGGCUAAGAUUGCCAUGGCAACGGUACAUGCUGCUAACGGCAACGUCAAGAUUCCAGUGAAAACCAGCAGCGGUGAAUCGGUCCCAGCAAGGUCUCAAGAGCCCCAACCAAUCGAAGAGCAGAAUGUGACGGAGCGUGCGGAGACGACCGGCGAGGCCCAACCAGCUCAGCUUACACAGGAACAAGUCGCAGAGUCCAAGAGGCCGAGCUACGCCCAGAUCUGCCAGAGAGUAUCGUCCAAUGAGCCGGUGCCUCCCGCUGACCUCGCCCCUACAGAGGCAGUGCAGGUCCCAAGUUUCCCGGGCCCGGCAUCCAAACCAGAUGGGUUGCCACAGUAAUCGUAUUGGGUGGGGGGGGAAGACAAUUCCUUUGUCUUGUGGGUGAUAUAAGCUGAAAUCAUCGUACUGUGUCUUAUCACGCAAACCUGCUGCACGUGUUCUGUGAGUAAUGAUCUGUGUGUACAGAGUGGCAUCACUCAGUGCAGGAAGAUGCUGCAUUAACCACCAAACUGCCUUUAAAUCAACUACAGUUAGGUCUGGAUCAGGGGGGGGUGGGACUGCUGGCUCUGGUUCAAGACAGGACGAGCUCCUGUGGGUCUCAGGUCGCCAACCUCUCAGGACGUUUAUGCCCAUUUUUUAGUUUUUAGAGCGAAAGCUGGACAUAAUCUGUAAAUGUUGAUCUGCAACUUUACGUUUUUAGUUUUAUUUCUUGGUUUGUAGUUCAGAUGAGUUUCAGAGCCGGGUUUUGAUUUGGUCUUGUUUUGCUGAUGGCUCUUCUUUUCCUGCCGUGUGUGUGUGUGUGUGUGUGUGUGUGUGUGUGUGUGUGUGUGCCUGUCUGUGUGUGUGUGUGUGUGUGUCUGUCUGUGUGUGUGUGUGUGUCUGUCUGUGUGUGUGUGUGUGUGUGUGUGUGUUCUCUGUACAGGAUGUUCCACCAUGAGUUUAUUAUUUUUCAUACAUCUGUGUUAUUCUUUAGUCCACAGGGCCGCUGUGGGCACACAUGAUGCAGUCUCAUUAAAUAUUAAUACUAGUCACCAGGUUUGUUUCCUUUUUGCAGACGUUGGUGAGAUGUAAUGAACCAGGUUCCAGUGUGUAUUAGUGAGUUCUGGUGGGAUCAGACCGGUCUUGAUUUGAUCUUGGAAUCAAAUUGAACUUAAAAAAGCACUGAAUAUUUCCACCGUAUCUCUGCACGACUUUUUAAUUUCAUUUUAGAAUUUAAUUUAUGUCCUAUUUUUAUUUACGCUGGAUAUGAGUGUGUUUUGUGUGUUAAAUCUUUAGUCCCGCCUGUGUUAAGCGUACCGCCGUGUCACAGCGUCCAGUGUUUUGGGACACAGGUGGGCUCGGUUCAGGUCGUCCCACGGAGCUUCUGGCUGGGUGGAGCAGGUACCCGGUGUCUGUAAACCAGCGUCGUUUCAGCACCAACAUCUGGAACUGCACUGAUUCCAAUGGUCCUUUGUUUAAAAUAUACAAUUUUAAAUGUAAAACAGUUGUCCUGGAGAAAGAGCAGGCGUAGUUGUGGCACAUGUUACUUUGUCUGUACAGAUGUACAUAUUACUGAACAAAUAUUAAAGUGCCUUUCAAGUUAAAAUGA
Molecule: messenger RNA, 6226 nt
Organism: Etheostoma cragini (Arkansas darter)
Lineage: Eukaryota; Metazoa; Chordata; Actinopteri; Perciformes; Percidae
Exons: 17
Coding region: 265-4977 (1570 amino acids)
Biological process (GO): positive regulation of translation
Cellular component (GO): cytoplasmic stress granule; cytosol
Molecular function (GO): mRNA 3'-UTR binding
Source: RefSeq, a predicted model, not a curated record